Radiomyces spectabilis is the source of this 2145-nucleotide messenger RNA. RefSeq lists its product as uncharacterized. The transcript has 4 exons. Bases 215 to 1780 code for a protein of 521 amino acids. The record is from RefSeq and is a predicted model, not a curated record. Lineage: Eukaryota; Fungi; Mucoromycota; Mucoromycetes; Mucorales; Radiomycetaceae.
AUUACUGCGAACCAACGAAGCCUUUGCCAACUUGAUCGAACGUUUACAUACAUUCUACCGCGUAUCAUAUGGUUUCAGUCGAUUGAAGUUCGAUGAUUACAUUAUAAUUCCUUUCCAAAGAAUCCUUCGAUAUCGUCUUAUUCUGCAAUCCAUCAUCCGAGCCACCCAAAAAGAUACUGCGGAAUACGAAGAGUUAUCCAAAGCGCAAGAUAUUAUGCACGCCAUUGCCUCGAGACGCUUUCUUUUUUAUGUUUCUUUUUUAUCGCAGAGUUUGCCUAAACGUUGGUACAAGAACCUGGGAACGUGCUUGCUUAUCGGUACGCUGGAGGUCCGCUACGCACAGCAUGGCAUGAAAUCCAAGCGUUACGGCUGUGCCUUGUUUAAUUCUUACAUGAUUAUCGUGAAAGCCAAGAAACAUAAACAGUACGAACCGCGUUACUGGUUUCCUUUGCGAUUAUUUAAUCUGGAGAAUAUGCACGAUCAUGAAGCCGUCUCUUGUGGCUGGAUUUUACGCAACGAUAAUCAGAUCCUGGAAUUUUCUUCCAUUUGCGAACAGGAAAAGCGAAUUUGGAUGGACACGCUGGGCCACGCCAUUGAACAAACCCGAAAACAACACAAUGAAAAUGACAGUGACCCCGUGGAAAAGUUGUUCGUCUCAUCUUUUGACCAGUAUACCGCACAAGUAUCCACUCCAAUGUCCGCAUCCACAUCGUAUGCCAGUUUCCAAAGUUCGGUAGCACGACAGGACUCAUUACAGGGAACGCCGCGAUCGUCCACGAUGCCAAAUGCGUUGACCGACGAUGCUUUACUAGACAGUGAGGAAAAGCAGACAAAGAAUCGAUCAUUGAGCGCAGUGUACGAUAAAUCCGCGGACAGUAUUCCCCCGCUAACCAGCGAUCCCUCUUCGUCCAGCCUUCGCGCGCGGUCGAGUGUCAGUGAUUUUAAAGAUUUUUUCUCGGCCAACAUUACGGAAAAAUGGUCCCACCACAAAUACAACCAGUACCAUGCGCGACGAUUAUCCAUCGAUAUCAAAUUUGAAGAUGUCUGUACGACGCCCAUUCUCACUGCACGAUCGCAAGCACGCCAGGAUUACGGAAGCUCUUAUGAACAGUGGCGACGACGAAGCCAGUUACCAAAGACAGCAUCCAUGAUGUCGUUCAGCGAUGUGUACGAUUUCGUGUCACCUUCCUCAUCGAGCCCGUCUCCUCAUCAUACCUACUACGGAUCGACUUCGAGCAGUCCCCGAUACCAUUCAUUUGGUGAUUCUUUGCUCAAUGUCGUUCGUCGCAAAUCGUCUUUACCGACACGAAUCAAUGGAGAUUACUAUGACUAUCCUUCACAUCCUUCGCAUCAACGGUCUCUUCCUAUGAGACGCCUUCAGGUACCUCCUCCUUCAAGAUCCACCCUCGAUGGUGGUGUCUCGUCUCUUUCACCAUUGCAUCCGACCGACAGUAUGAUUUUCCGGCUCUCACAACGGUCGCAGGACAAUCUGCAGCCAUCGAGACCGCAUCCUGAAGCCACCCUGCCUGCUGUGGCCAAUCAUGCCACCCUACCGCGGUCAUCUAGCCAUUUCUUUGGCAAGAUGAAGGAAAAGUUUGGCCACCUCAGCACACCGAGGGGUGUACGUCGCAAUGGACUGAACGCCCCUACUGCCGUACGUGUACCGAAAACAAAUGCAAAAAGUGGAAACAUGGCGGCUCCGUCGCCGUCCACGUCAGACCAUCGGGUAAAUGAGCUGCGACAGUCUGUAAACAGAUCAUUGUACGUAACAAGAAAAUGACAUGCUGACGUGUUGAUAGUUGACAAAGAAAGCCACGGACAAGCCCUUAAUGAUGCAUGACAAUUACUCGGUACUGGAGUUGCCCAAGUACUCGACCGAGGUACUCAAUGCGCCAGUGGUUGAAUCCGAUUCUUCCAUGAGUAUCCCGAGCGACACGGAUAAAAGUUCAGCACUGUCGAUUUCCGUCGAUUCGGCCGAUCUUCGAGAGCGACGAUUUCGUGGUUUCAAAAGUCGAUUGAAGGAUUUCGCGUCGCCUCGUCUUAAACGAAAGCAAACCCCUUGAAUAAUAGUAGUAUCCUCUUGAUCGCUUCCUCAUUUGUAUAUAUAACUAUGUGAUGCAAUUCUGACCAUUUCGUAUAUAAGAG